Messenger RNA from Hippopotamus amphibius kiboko, 4593 nucleotides. RefSeq names its product general transcription factor IIi (gene GTF2I). Gene Ontology annotation, cellular component: nucleus. Gene Ontology annotation, molecular function: DNA-binding transcription factor activity. Gene Ontology annotation, biological process: transcription by RNA polymerase II. The record is from RefSeq and is a predicted model, not a curated record. The transcript is spliced from 36 exons. NCBI's taxonomy places the organism in Eukaryota, Metazoa, Chordata, Mammalia, Artiodactyla, Hippopotamidae. Bases 390 to 3434 code for a protein of 1014 amino acids.
AAAAAAGAGGAGGAGGAGGAGGAGGAGGGUGAGAGAGAAGCUCGGAGAGCAGAGAAAAGGGGCCGCCGAUUGCCCCCCCGCUUUCCCGCACGCGCUCUCUAGCCGUGGCCGCCCGCCUGCCGCGGUUACCCCGGCCUAUCCCUCGGCCCCCUGUGAGCAGAUCCAGGCGCUGAGCGAGGCCCUGCCGGGGCGGCCAUGCGGCGGUGACAGGAGCUCGGCCGAGACGCUCGGGCCCCUCGCCCUCUCACCUCCUGCCCGCUCGCCAGCCCGCCUCAGCCCGAGGCUAUUCCACCGCGGCCGCAGUUCGCGCGCGGCCCAUACUCGCUUCCCUUCGGCUUCCCCUGGCCCCGGCGCUGCCUGGAGGCGGCUGCACUCGGCUCCUGGCAACCAUGAUUCUGCUUUCUGUCUCUAUGAAUUUGAUGAUUAUAGGGAUCAUGGCCCAAGUAGCAAUGUCUACCCUGCCCGUCGAAGACGAGGAGUCCUCGGAGAGCAGGAUGGUGGUGACGUUCCUCAUGUCUGCUCUUGAGUCCAUGUGUAAAGAACUGGCUAAGUCCAAGGCAGAAGUGGCCUGCAUCGCAGUGUAUGAAACAGACGUAUUUGUUGUUGGAACUGAGAGAGGACGUGCUUUUGUCAACACCAGAAAGGAUUUUCAGAAAGAUUUUGUAAAAUACUGUGUUGAAGAAGAAGAAAAGGCUGCAGAGAUGCAUAAGAUGAAAUCGACAACCCAGGCGAAUCGGAUGAGUGUAGAUGCUGUAGAGAUUGAAACACUCAGAAAAACAGUUGAGGACUAUUUCUGCUUUUGCUAUGGGAAAGCUUUAGGCAAAUCAACAGUGGUACCUGUUCCAUAUGAAAAGAUGCUACGAGAUCAGUCGGCUGUGGUGGUGCAGGGGCUUCCAGAAGGAGUAGCCUUUAAACACCCUGAAAACUAUGACCUUGCAACCCUGAAGUGGAUUUUGGAGAACAAAGCAGGGAUUUCGUUUAUCAUUAAGAGGCCUUUCCUAGAGCCAAAGAAGCUCCUAGGUGGUCGUGUGAUGGUAACAGAUGCUGAAAGGUCAAUGCUAUCUCCAGGUGGAAGUUGUGGCCCCAUCAAAGUGAAAACUGAACCCACAGAAGAGUCUGGCAUUUCUCUGGAAAUGGCAGCUGUGACAGUAAAGGAAGAAUCAGAAGAUCCUGAUUACUAUCAAUAUAAUGUUCAAGCAGGCCCUUCUGAAACUGAUGAUGUUGAUGACAAACUCCCCCUUUCGAAGUCUUUGCAAGGAAGCCAUCAUUCUUCAGAGGGCAACGAAGGAACAGAAAUGGAAGUACCAGCAGAAGAUUCUACUCAACAUGUCCCUUCAGAAACAAGUGAGGACCCCGAAGUUGAGGUGACUAUUGAAGAUGAUGAUUAUUCUCCACCGACCAAGAGACCAAAGAGCAAUGAGCCUCCUCAGCCGCCAGUCACAGAACCUGCCAAUGCCGGCAAACGGAAAGUGAGGGAGUUCAACUUCGAGAAAUGGAAUGCUCGAAUUACUGACCUGCGUAAACAAGUUGAAGAGUUGUUUGAAAGAAAGUAUGCUCAAGCUAUAAAAGCCAAAGGUCCUGUGACGAUCCCGUACCCUCUUUUCCAGUCCCAUGUGGAAGAUCUUUAUGUAGAAGGACUUCCAGAGGGAAUCCCUUUUAGAAGGCCAUCUACUUAUGGAAUUCCUCGCCUUGAGAGGAUAUUACUUGCAAAGGAAAGGAUUCGUUUUGUGAUUAAGAAACAUGAACUUUUGAAUUCAACACGUGAAGACUUACAGCUUGAUAAACCAGCUUCAGGAGUAAAGGAAGAGUGGUAUGCCAGAAUCACUAAGUUACGAAAGAUGGUAGAUCAGCUCUUCUGCAAAAAAUUUGCUGAAGCCUUGGGGAGCACCGAAGCCAAGGCUGUACCCUACCAGAAAUUUGAAGCACAUCCUAAUGAUCUCUAUGUGGAAGGACUACCAGAAAACAUUCCUUUUAGAAGUCCCUCGUGGUAUGGAAUCCCAAGGCUGGAAAAAAUUAUUCAAGUGGGCAAUCGAAUUAAAUUUGUUAUUAAAAGACCAGAACUUCUGACUCACAGCACUACUGAAGUUACUCAGCCAAGAACGAAUACACCAGUCAAAGAAGAUUGGAACGUCAGAAUUACCAAGCUGCGGAAGCAAGUGGAAGAGAUUUUUAAUUUGAAAUUUGCUCAAGCUCUUGGACUCACAGAGGCAGUAAAAGUGCCGUACCCGGUGUUUGAAUCAAACCCCGAGUUCCUUUAUGUAGAAGGCUUGCCAGAAGGGAUUCCCUUUCGAAGCCCUACCUGGUUCGGAAUUCCACGACUUGAAAGAAUUGUUCGUGGAAGUAAUAAAAUCAAGUUUGUUGUUAAAAAACCUGAACUAGUUAUUUCCUACUUGCCUCCUGGAAUGGCUAGUAAAAUAAACACUAAAGCUUUGCAGUCCCCGAAAAGACCACGAAGCCCUGGGAGUAAUUCAAAAGUUCCUGAAAUUGAGGUCACUGUGGAAGGCCCUAAUAACAGCAACCCUCAAACUUCAGCUGUUCGAACUCCUACCCAGACUAAUGGUUCUAAUGUUCCCUUCAAGCCUCGAGGGAGAGAGUUUUCCUUUGAGGCCUGGAAUGCCAAAAUCACUGACCUAAAACAGAAAGUUGAAAAUCUUUUCAAUGAAAAAUGCGGUGAAGCUCUUGGCCUUAAACAAGCUGUGAAAGUGCCGUUUGCGUUAUUUGAGUCUUUCCCAGAAGACUUUUACGUGGAAGGCUUGCCCGAGGGCGUGCCAUUCCGGCGACCGUCUACUUUCGGCAUUCCAAGGCUGGAGAAGAUACUCAGAAACAAAGCCAAAAUUAAGUUCAUCAUUAAAAAGCCCGAAAUGUUUGAGACGGCAAUUAAGGAGAGCACCUCCUCCUCUAAGAGCCCUCCAAGAAAAAUAAACUCAUCGCCCAAUGUUAAUACUACUGCAUCAGGUGUUGAAGACCUUAACAUCAUUCAGGUGACAAUUCCAGAUGAUGAUAAUGAAAGGCUGUCCAAGGUUGAAAAAGCCAGACAGCUGCGGGAGCAAGUUAAUGACCUCUUCAGUCGAAAAUUUGGUGAAGCCAUUGGUAUGGGUUUUCCUGUGAAAGUUCCCUACAGGAAAAUCACAAUUAACCCUGGCUGUGUGGUGGUUGAUGGCAUGCCUCCCGGAGUGUCAUUCAAAGCCCCCAGCUAUCUGGAAAUCAGCUCCAUGAGAAGGAUCUUAGAUUCUGCUGAGUUCAUUAAAUUCACAGUUAUUAGACCAUUUCCAGGACUUGUGAUUAACAACCAGUUGGUUGAUCAGAGUGAGUCAGAAGGCCCAGUGAUCCAAGAAUCAGCUGAGCCAAGCCAGUUGGAAGUUCCUGCAACAGAAGAAAUAAAAGAGACUGAUGGAAGCUCUCAAAUCAAGCAAGAACCAGACCCUACGUGGUAGACCUCUUCCCUCCUAGGCUUAAAGUAUCAGUGGGUGAGAAGAGCUUUUCGGACCUGUUACUGCCCCAAGCUGUGUAAUAUACUUGUAUAACAGAAAUACCUUCUAUACAAACCUUUUUUUCUACUUUUAGAUAGAAAUGUCUACUUUUUCAGCAGUUCUGUGAAUUGAAUUAAAGAGCAGAGUGACUGUAGAUUUGGAAUGGCUGGUUUCCUUUGGAAUGUAUUAUAAGGAUUUUACAGCAGUGCUGGAAAAAUGACAGGGAAAAUGACAGGGAUGAAUCUCAUCAGAUUUUUUAUGUAUGCAGCAGAGCCUUCGGCUAUGGUGUUUAUUUUCCAAUCAAGUGAAGAUAGCUCCUACUGGAACAUCUCAGCUUCUGCAGUGAAGAAAACACCUUGAUAGUUCAGUUCUUUAGUUUUUCUAUUUGGAAAAUCACUUAAAUGAUCCUUUUGUUCACGGCUCUCCUUAAUGACUGAGUGAACAGUUAGUAUAUCUGUAUAUUUGACUAAACCUUUUCCUAAGCUCUCAAUCAUGGUUCAUAUGUUUUUUAUCAUAAUUAAAAACCAACCAUCUGGAUCACCUAACAGCCAGUACGAGGUCAGUAUCUCAGCGUGUGGCUUAUAGAUGGAAUACAGAGAACCUCUACCAUCCACAUUUACUUUUCAUCUAAAUAAAAUGCAUGGUGUACCGGAAGCUUCAGAUCAGGUAUGAGUGUUCGGGCACGCUGAAUGACACUAAGCCUCCCUACCAUGUCACCCACCGUGGUGUGGCAUCCUUUGGAACACUACUCCAGCUUGGAUCAGAAACUCAAGGGGGUCUCGUUGCCUUCAUUACUUCACAGUUUUACUUGUAACACGGAGGCUGCAGCGUGGGGAGUGAGGGGUCAGUAAGCUGAUGAGGCAGCCUCUGGUAAUCUGCACCAUCUGUAGGGGAAUCUUACAUGUGUUGAGACGUCACAGACAGGAAGAGUUGUAAAAUACCAGCUAUAAGAAAAGCUAGAGUAUGUGACAGCAUAGAGUUUUCGUUAGCUUUAUCACAAUAUUCACAAUGGAGAAUUAUAUUACAUGGUAGCAGAAAUAGGCAUUUUUAUGUGUUGCUUAUAUUUUACCUCAAAUUAAAUUGUAGAUAUAGGGUAAUAAAUAAAAUCCAUCCAUGCCUUUCA